Messenger RNA from Salvelinus fontinalis (brook trout), 3188 nucleotides. Its product is annotated as RNA-binding protein 43-like. The record is from RefSeq and is a predicted model, not a curated record. The transcript has 4 exons. Lineage: Eukaryota; Metazoa; Chordata; Actinopteri; Salmoniformes; Salmonidae. Gene Ontology annotation, molecular function: RNA binding. The coding region runs from base 262 to 1416 and encodes 384 amino acids.
CAUCGCCCAUAGACUGCCGCGUUCACUCUGAAAUUUACCGAGUUACUAACUGGUUUUAGUUAUGCACGUGCCCGCCCAACGAAUAAACAAGUCGGAAAUGUACGAGUUUCCUAGUUCGGAUUCACAUUUGAACGCAGCAUUAGUCUAUGCGUGACGCGCACAACUUUUUACUUGAGGUUUUCUCGAAAUGCACAGGGACGACCAUACUUCAGUGGUGACGACCUUAUUUUGAACAAACCGACAACCCGAUAUAGUAUUGUCAUGGAGGGAACACCCGUGGAGGUUCUUGGCGUCCCCACUGAUAUCCUUGCCUCUGUUAGAAUGGUUGACAAGCUCACAAUACACUUCCAACGACCAGGGAACGGGGGAGGAGAGGUGAAGAGAGUACAGUUUCCAUCCUACAGCCCAGGACAGGCCUUUGUCAUAUUUGAGGAUCCAGAAGUGGCUGCACGUGUUUUGCAGCAGACCCAUGUCUUAGAAGUGGAUGGACAACACUUUCCUCUUAAAAUCAGGAAAGCUAAUAGGCCUGAGGUGGACAUGCCAGUCAAGGCCAAUCUGGAUGUGAGCAUGUUCUCCAAGGACAGCGAGGAGGUGAUCCAGCCUGUGAACGAGAUUCCUCAUGGUCAGCUACCCAUGCAGGGCUUCAUCCAGAAGUUCAGUGCAGUGGAGGCUCAAAUGCAGCAUGUCUUACCCCAGGACACUAACACCCUGCGCCACAGCAGCCCUUCGCCAUCCAGUCUCAAUAGCCAUGCCUCUGGGGCCAUUUCCAAAUCCUCAAUCCGCUGCAACCCAUUUCCCAGCCCACAAGCAACAGGGUAUGUUGAGGACAACUUGACCCAUAUGAGGAACCUAUCCCUCAAGCCAUUGGAACCCAUCUCCCAGACCCCAUCUUGCAGUGAGGUCUUCUUCAUAACGGACGCAGAUGUGCUCCGUUAUGCCCUGUGCGUCAGGAAAAAGGACAUUGAUUCCAUUCUUGGAGGUCACACAACUCAAAUGGAUGUUAAGCCAGCUGAAGGUUCCGACCUCCGCUAUGUUUUCCUUGACGGGAAGAAUCCAGAGAGGGUUAUGGAAAAGCUGCAAGUUUUUCUCACCAAGCUUCAUUUAAGACUACGAACUCAAGAAAUCCCACUAUGGACACUCGAUCGCGACCGACAGGUUAGAAUUCACCAACUGGUUCAGAAGUAUAAUAUAAUUUAUCCUACUGUCCUCGUCAAUCAGGUUGGAGAUCUCCUCCGCCUUGUAGGACCUUCCAAGGAAAGUUAUGAGAUGAAGCAGAGGCUCCUGGGAAAACCCAUAGACCUGCUACCAGCUGGGCUAACAGGGAGGGUACUGGACAGGAGUACCCAUGGUGCUCCCAUCCCAUGGCCUCCUGGCCCAGUACCUGACCCUGUGUCUGCACCUGCACCAGAUUACUAGUAAAUUAACUACAUUUUGCAGUAGCUUGGUGGUAGUGGAACUAAAUUCAAAUCUAGAUAGUGUUUGCAGGAGUUCAUUACUUUUUGUCAUGUAGCAGUGUAGCUAACUACUGGAACUACAUACUACGUUUUAGCCAUGUAGCGGUGUAGCUAACUACUGGAACUACACACUACUGUUUUACCAUGUAGCGGUGUAGCUAACUACUGGAACUACACACUACUGUUUUAACAUGUAGCGGUGUAGCUAACUACUGGAACUACACACUACUGUUUUACCGUGUAGCGGUGUAGCUAACUACUGGAACUACACACUACAUUUUUGGCUAAAAUAAAAGGAGUGAAGUAGGCCAUAAUUUCGAUUUUUUGGCAUCAGACCAACCUGUUUCUCACUUGAAACAUCGUUUUUGUGUUUAACAUAAAUUACAGGUUCUGUUAAUAGAUGACCCCAGAGUGAUCUCUUCUUGCAAUUUGUAGUCUGACAUUUUCAGAUUUAGAUAUGACACGUUUUCACAAAGUAGUUUGGAUGUAGUGAACUACCUUUCAAAUUAACUAGUUAAGAAAACUAUUUUUCUUAACUUCUUCCAGUGUGAGGUAAUUGGUAGCUUGCUAAACUGUCUUUUCUGAGUAGCUUUCCCAACACAGAAAAAUGCCAGGGUGAGCCUGGCUCCCGUUCAUCCCAGGCAAACCUAUUCUCUGUCCUGGCACCCAAAUGGUGGAACAAGCUUCCAGUUCCCCCUAAAAUCAGGACAGCUGAGUCACUGCCCAUCUUCCCGAAAACAUCUGAAAACCCACCUCUUCAGUAUCUUUAUCGAACACCCUUGUUGACACUGGCACGACUCUUUUCUUACUAGCUUAGAUCAUUUAUUGAGGAAAAAUGUACUGACUUUGACUGUGACAUGUGGUUGUCUCUCCUAGCUAUCUAAAGAUGGAUGCACAAACUGUGCAGUGACUCUGGAUAAGAGCGUCUGCUGAAUGACAAAAAUGUCAUGUUUAAUGAACAUGGACGGGUUGUACAAGGGGCUACAGUAGGCGCUUUGCCCUCUACACCCACUCCCAUUCACAGGGGAAGAAGUCACUCUGAUUCCCCGGUGAAAAUAAAAGAGCUUAGAGUUACACGGGAGGUCUUGAGGCCAGAAAGGGCGGAUGAUGUGGUGGUGCCCUCUGCUGGAACUCAAAUGCCAGUGGUGAAAAAGAGGACAUUACUUCCAAAAAGUCCUACUAACACAAUAGAAUGGAAAGAAUGUGUUUCCAAGCAAGAAAAAGCCCUAACUGGUUACUAGUUUAGAUGCAGACACCUGUAACGGCGGCAGGGUAGUCUAGUGGUUAGAGCGUUGGGCUAGUAACCGAAAGGUUGCAAGUUCAAAUCCCCGAGCUGACAAGGUACAAAUCUGUCGUUCUGCCCCUGAACAAGGCAGUUAACCCACUGUUCCUAGGCCGUCAUUGAAAAUAAGAGUUUGUUCUUAACUGACUUGCCUAGUUAAAUAAAAAGGUUAAAUGUAAGUCGCUCUGGAUAAGAGCGUCUGCUAAAUGACUUAAAUGUAAUGAAAGUGGCUUGGUUUGUUAAUUUCUUGAAUGUCUUUAAUUUCAUAAUAUGCUGUGGGGUAAAAUGUUCAAUUCACAUGUAUACACAUUUUGUUUUGUAAGGUUUUUUCUUGGACAAAUUGAUUUCUGUAUUUUCUAAUAUUUUCUUUCUCAUGAUACGAAUCUAUUCUAAAUGUGUUUUUUGUUUGUUUUGAGGGAUUGAGGGCAAUAAACAUAUUAUAUUUGUGUAAA